CAAAGAGCAGAGGAAUGCACUUGGAAGUUUUGAGCUUCAGCUGUGAGCUGAGAGCCCGGCGUUAUCUUACUCUUAAGACAAGACAGGCCUAGAUAAAGCUACUGGGCAAACGAAAACAUGCCCCAUUUUACUGUGGUACCAGUGGACAAUAACUCACUCUCCAACUAUGACAGUCUGGAGGGAAUUAACUGUGUGGAUUACAGAGACACGGGGCAAGAUGGGUAUUCUGGUCAUGGAGACACAGUCAGCUCAGAUGGUCAUGGCAACCACAAAGAAGAUGUUCCCUUCCUCAGUAAUACAGAUUCAGCAGCAAAGAGGAAUGACUUCUAUGACAGGAACUUGGCAUUAUUUGAGGAGGAACUUGACAUCCGGCCCAAGGUCUCUUCCCUUCUCAGUCGCCUCGUGAACUAUACGAACAUUACUCAAGGGGCAAAGGAGCAUGAAGAGGCAGAAAGUGCUGAUGCUUCAAAGAGGAAAAUGCCAAAGUCUCCAAACAUGGGAACACUCAUGGGAGUUUACCUGCCGUGUCUGCAGAAUAUAUUUGGCGUUAUCCUUUUCCUCCGUCUCACCUGGAUUGUCGGUACAGCCGGAGUCGUGCAGUCUUUCCUCAUCGUCUUUAUGUGCUGCUCUUGUACGAUGCUCACAGCAAUAUCAAUGAGUGCCAUAGCUACCAAUGGUGUUGUUCCAGCUGGUGGAGCAUACUUUAUGAUCUCACGUUCGCUGGGGCCUGAGUUUGGGGGAGCAGUGGGGCUUUGUUUCUACUUGGGAACAACCUUCGCUGCUGCCAUGUACAUCUUGGGUGCCAUAGAAAUAUUUCUUAAAUAUCUGGUGCCACAAGCAGCCAUAUUUCAUGUCACUGAUGCCCAUGCAGAUAACAGUGUCAUGCUGAACAACAUGCGAGUUUAUGGCACCAUCUGCCUUAGUCUCAUGGCUGUCGUGGUGUUUGUAGGAGUAAAAUACGUAAACAAGUUUGCUUCACUUUUCCUUACCUGUGUCAUCAUUUCCAUUGUUUCCAUCUAUGCUGGGGCAGUGAAAUCCAUCUUCCAGCCACCGGAGUUCCCGAUUUGUAUGCUUGGGAACAGGACACUAGCACGUGACCUUUUCAAUGAAUGUGCAAAGACGGUACUUGAAGGGAAUGAGACAGUACCCAGUAAGCUGUGGAGGAAUUUCUGUAGUUCAGAGAAUGGCAGCAGUUUUCACUGCGAUGAGUAUUUUGCCCAGAAUAAUGUGACUGAAAUCCAGGGAAUUCCUGGACUAGCCAGUGGAAUUAUCAGAGAGAACAUGUGGGGAGAUUACAUGGAUAAAGGUCAGAUUCUGGAGAAGCCUGGUCUGCCCUCUGAAGAUAUCCAUGGUUCUAUGGAGUCUUUCAGAUAUUAUGUGUCUGCAGAUAUUGCUACAUGUUUCACCCUCCUUGUGGGAAUAUUUUUUCCCUCAGCCACAGGCAUUAUGGCUGGAUCGAACAGAUCAGGAGAUUUGAGGGAUGCUCAGAAGUCUAUUCCUGUAGGGACAAUAUUAGCCAUCAGCACCACCUCACUUGUCUAUUUCAGUUCAGUUGUCUUGUUCGGGGCCUGUAUUGAAGGAGUGGUUCUCAGAGAUAAAUUUGGAGAUGCAGUUAGUAAAAACCUGGUAGUUGGUACACUCUCCUGGCCCUCGCCAUGGGUCAUUGUGAUUGGAUCAUUUUUCUCCACGGUUGGUGCCGGAUUGCAAUCUCUAACCGGAGCGCCCCGUCUCCUGCAAGCCAUUGCUAAAGAUAACAUCAUCCCUUUCCUCAGAGUGUUUGGACACGGUAAAGCCAAUGGGGAGCCUACUUGGGCCCUGCUGCUCACUGCACUCAUAGCAGAGCUGGGCAUUUUAAUCGCAUCUUUGGAUAUGGUGGCUCCUAUUCUCUCUAUGUUUUUCUUGAUGUGUUACCUAUUUGUAAAUUUGGCUUGUGCUGUACAAACUCUCUUGAGAACCCCAAAUUGGAGGCCACGUUUCAAAUAUUAUCACUGGGCGCUGUCAUUCCUAGGGAUGAGUAUGUGUCUGGCUUUAAUGUUCAUAUCGUCCUGGUAUUAUGCCAUCGUAGCCAUGUGCAUUGCUGGCAUGAUCUACAAAUACAUUGAAUACCAAGGAGCUGAAAAGGAAUGGGGAGAUGGGAUCCGAGGUCUGUCACUUAGUGCUGCUCGAUACGCUCUGCUUCGUUUGGAAGCCGGACCACCUCACACCAAAAACUGGAGACCACAGUUGCUUGUGCUGCUGAAGUUGGAUGAAGAUUUGCAUGUCAAAUAUCCCAGAAUGCUAACCUUUGCUUCACAACUAAAAGCGGGAAAAGGCCUGACGAUAGUGGGAUCAGUAAUCCAGGGAAACUUCCUGGACAGCUAUGGAGAAGCUCAGGCCUCAGAACAGACCAUAAAAAACAUGAUGGAAAUAGAGAAAGUAAAGGGGUUCUGCCAGGUGGUGAUUGCCUCAAAAGUGCGCGAAGGAAUUGCCCAUCUUAUUCAGUCAUGUGGGUUGGGUGGGAUGAAGCACAACACAGUAGUUAUGGGAUGGCCGUAUGGAUGGAGACAAAGCGAGGAUCCUCGAGCAUGGAAAACAUUUAUUAACACGGUUCGGUGUACCACAGCUGCCCACCUGGCACUGAUGGUGCCAAAGAAUGUGUCAUUCUACCCCAGCAACUAUGAGCGCUUCACUGACGGACACAUCGAUGUGUGGUGGAUAGUUCAUGACGGAGGAAUGCUAAUGCUGCUACCCUUCCUUCUCAAACAGCACAAGGUAUGGCGUAAGUGUAAGAUGCGUAUUUUCACUGUGGCCCAGAUGGAUGAUAACAGUAUUCAAAUGAAAAAGGAUCUGGCAACCUUCCUAUACCAGCUCAGAUUAGAGGCAGAAGUGGAGGUGGUAGAAAUGCAUGAUAGUGACAUCUCUGCAUACACCUAUGAGAGGACACUAAUGAUGGAGCAGAGGUCGCAGAUGCUGAGGCAGAUGAGACUGUCCACUGCUGAGAGGAACAGAGAGGCCCAGUUAGUGAAGGACAGACACUCAUUGGUGCGAAUGGGCAGUUUGUACUCUGAUGAAGAAGAGGAAACUCUAGAUAUAGUGCCUGAGAAGAUCCAAAUGACGUGGACCAAAGAUAAGUUGGACACAGAGAGACGAAACCGCAACAACGCUCCAGAGAACUUCAGAGAACUCAUUAGUCUAAAACCAGAUCAGUCUAAUGUGAGACGGAUGCACACAGCAGUUAAGCUAAAUGAAGUCAUUGUGAACAAGUCCCAUGAUGCCAGACUGGUGUUGCUCAACAUGCCUGGGCCUCCUCGCAAUCCUGAUGGUGACGAGAACUAUAUGGAGUUCCUGGAGGUGUUGACAGAAGGUCUUGAGAGAGUGCUGCUUGUGAGGGGUGGAGGCCGUGAGGUCAUCACCAUCUACUCAUAAUUAACUGUAUUGCUAGAUUUGCCACAAAAAGGCUAAAUGGGAGAUAAAACAAAUGUUUUCUGAACAUUAAAUUAGACAUAAAACAUCGAUAUUGGGUGAGAUACAUUUAUGCCACUCAGAAUUUAAUUUGUAAUUUAUUCAAAAUAAAUGCACACAUCUGGUAGUCAUUCGCUGGCUGCAGCCUCACAAGUGUACACAGAGAGAGAGAGAGACAAACACACAGACAGACUGUCAUCAUAAUGAUGUGGGUUAAAGGUUGCUUUUUGGGACACAGUGUGAGGUGAGUUUAUGUACUGUACAUUAGUCCUGAGUUACAUUACACUUUAAUCAUUUAACUGACUAAUAACACAUCAAAACCUUCUCCGUCUUUUCAUUUCUCAACAUCUGGGGAUGUGGUAGCUUAGUGGUUAUGGGGUUAGACUACUGCUCAGAAGGUUGUGAGUUCGAAACCCAUGUCCAUCAAGAUGCCACUACAAGGCUUUUAAGACCAUUAUGUCAUAAAUGUAAUUGUAACAUAACAUCUGGUUUAAUCAGAAUCAAAUAACUGACAACUUCGAUUUGAGAAGCAAAGCUUUUACCACAAAUCUAUUAAAUCUCACACAGAGCUGCUAUGCUCAUAGCACCUACUUCUUAAAAAAAAAAAAAAAAAAAAACACAAACCCUCAGAAAAUAUUUUGAUUUCCAGUGAAACCUCUAAAUGAGAUAUUUGAAUUCAAAUAAUUGAAAUUGAACUGCAAUACACACACACACCACACAUUGCAUUAAGCAAUAGGAGACACUCCUGGUAAAGACCCAUAUCUGCACUAAAGUGUGUUUCGGAUGAUAAGAAACUAAAUUUGUUUACUUCAAAGCCAGCUCAUCUGCUACUCAUUAGAAACAGAAAUACCAUCUUAAAGCAUUUCUGGGUAAAUACUGUGGGCAGGAAUACACCGUAAACAGGAUGUGUUAUUAGUCUGCACAGAGAAACAAACCACAUUCACAUGAAUAUGGGUUUUGAGAAAUGGUAUAUAUCAUGUUAAAAUGUUAUAUAAAUCUAAUUCAGAGCAGCUGUAGACACAUCUGUAUUGUACAUGUGCUUCUGUAAGAUUUUUUCCAAUGAGAUUUAGUCCAAACAAAUACUAUCUGGAGGAUUAUGAUAAGUUGAUGUUUUUAAUUUAUUUCCUUAUUUAUUUGCUUUUACUCCCCAUUGGUUUGAGAGCACCAGGUUGUAGAUAAUGGUCAAAGAAAGAGCAUUUAUUCAUGAUUUUGGGUGAAAGUAUGAAAUGAUUUUAUAACUUAUGAAUUUUUAUACUAGACUUUUGAACAAAUCAAUGAAAUUUAAAAUUUGUAAAUUAGCUGAUGUUUUUUCAUACAGUUCUUCUUUCAUGCUUCUACGCAACUCUCAAUGACAGCUGUCACUGAUACACUUUUUUUUACGGCCACAAUAUCUGUACAGAUAAAUAUAUGUAAAAGUGAAAAUGAAAGACAUUAAAAAAGUAAGAAACAAAUCAA
Tachysurus fulvidraco (yellow catfish) is the source of this 4896-nucleotide messenger RNA. RefSeq names its product solute carrier family 12 member 4 (gene slc12a4). The coding region runs from base 118 to 3405 and encodes 1095 amino acids. Gene Ontology annotation, cellular component: membrane. Gene Ontology annotation, biological process: chloride ion homeostasis; chemical synaptic transmission; chloride transmembrane transport. The record is from RefSeq and is a predicted model, not a curated record. Gene Ontology annotation, molecular function: potassium:chloride symporter activity. NCBI's taxonomy places the organism in Eukaryota, Metazoa, Chordata, Actinopteri, Siluriformes, Bagridae. The transcript has 24 exons.